AUGAAGAAGGUCUCGGGUAUGGUACUCUAUUUGAAGCCAAUUUUGCUCAAGAAGUUGAUUCUCUCCACCUUUUCCUCAAUCGAAAACGGUGCGUCGCCAGCUAUCUGCGCGUACCUCCGACGAGCACUGGCCUCCUUCAAAGAGUUGAAGAAGAAGAGAAAAAAUGAUUUAGAAAGUUUAGCAUAGGAAAAAAAAAAAAAAAAAAAAAAAAAAUCUAGUUGA
Juglans regia (Persian walnut) is the source of this 222-nucleotide messenger RNA. RefSeq lists its product as uncharacterized. NCBI's taxonomy places the organism in Eukaryota, Viridiplantae, Streptophyta, Magnoliopsida, Fagales, Juglandaceae. The record is from RefSeq and is a predicted model, not a curated record. The transcript is spliced from 3 exons.